AUCAUUUAUUUAUUUUAUAUCGUUGACGACGAAGUUGGAGUCUUCGGAGAAAAGAAUAUCCAAGAAUCGAAAAGGAAAAUUUCAGCGAAAAAAGAAGAAGAAGAAGAAGAAUCCUUUACUUUCUUACGCUCAAAGUGUCAUUUGAUUCUACUUAAUUUUCUCAGAAAUAAGGAUUCAGGAAGAACUUGUGUAGGGGCACAGGGUCUGCACUGCUGUAGACGGAUCAUGGGCAUUUUCUCGUUUAGAAGGAAGAUAUCUUCUCAUGGUAAAUUCUCUCAUGGGAAGACAGUCUACACUGACUAUUCUGUUAUUGAAAUUCCUGGAGAUGGGAGAUGUUUGUUCCGCUCUGUGGCUCAUGGGACUUGCUUAAGAUCUGGGAGACCAGCCCCUAAUGAGCAUCUUCAAAGACAGUUAGCAGAUGAGUUGAGGGCUAAGGUUGCAGAUGAGUUUGUCAAAAGAAGCAAGGAAACAGAAUGGUUUGUUGAAGGAGAUUUCGAUACAUAUGUCUCAAAAAUCAGAAAGCCAAAUGUUUGGGGAGGUGAACCUGAACUUCUCAUGGCUUCACAUGUUCUCGAGAUGCCAAUAACUGUCUACAUGCAUGACAAAGAUGCUGGUGGCCUGAUUACCAUUGCUGAGUACGGCGAAGAAUACGGCAAGGAAAAUCCAGUAAAAGUUCUCUAUCAUACUUAUGGUCAUUAUGAUGCAUUGCAGAUCCUUGGAAGGAAGCAUGGUAAAUCAAAACUUGAGCUCUAGAUUGUGGGGGGUGAAUGAAAAACCAAAAAAGCUAGUUUCAGAAGCAUUAUUAUACCUUUUUUUAUCUUCUCAGCACAAUUUAUGUACUGAUGUAGCAUUGUAUUGGUCUUCUAUUCUCUGGAGUCUGGUCCAAAUUUGUUGGUGUUUUGUUCGGAAUCUAAACCCCCAAAAUCCUAAUUUGUUGUGAUGUGAGACUUGGAAAAGCAAAUGACACUGCUCCGGAACCAUAUUUGAAGUUGUGAACAGUUUUAGAGGUCGUAUAAAAACUAUCCACUUCG
Molecule: messenger RNA, 1031 nt
Organism: Rubroshorea leprosula
Lineage: Eukaryota; Viridiplantae; Streptophyta; Magnoliopsida; Malvales; Dipterocarpaceae
Source: the annotation of a GenBank genome assembly